Messenger RNA from Trichechus manatus latirostris (Florida manatee), 4740 nucleotides. RefSeq names its product WD repeat domain 11 (gene WDR11). The record is from RefSeq and is a predicted model, not a curated record. Gene Ontology annotation, cellular component: cytoplasm. Bases 54 to 3677 code for a protein of 1207 amino acids. The transcript is spliced from 28 exons. Gene Ontology annotation, molecular function: protein binding. NCBI's taxonomy places the organism in Eukaryota, Metazoa, Chordata, Mammalia, Sirenia, Trichechidae.
GCCGCAGCUUUCCCGUUGCGGGGCGGCGCCGAGGGCCGGGUUCAGCUUCUGCAAUGUUGCCCUAUACGGUGAAUUUCAAGGUGUCGGCUCGCACCCUCACGGGGGCCCUCAACGCCCACAACAAGGCGGCGGUGGACUGGGGCUGGCAAGGUUUAAUUGCAUAUGGAUGUCAUUCGCUCGUGGUAGUGAUCGAUUCAAACACAGCCCAGACUCUUCAAGUUUUAGAAAAGCAUAAGGCUGACAUUGUCAAGGUUAAAUGGGCCAGGGAAAAUUAUCACCAUAACAGUGGCUCACCCUAUACCUUGCGCUUAGCUUCCGCCGACGUCAAUGGGAAGAUCAUCGUGUGGGAUGUAGCAGCGGGAGUAGCUCAGUGUGAGAUCCAGGAGCACGUGAAACCUAUCCAGGAUGUGCAGUGGUUGUGGAAUCAAGAUGCUUCCCGGGAUUUACUGCUUGCUAUCCACCCUCCAAAUUACAUUGUGCUGUGGAAUGCAGACACUGGCACCAAACUUUGGAAGAAGAGCUAUGCAGAUAACAUUCUUUCUUUUUCUUUUGACCCUUUUGAUCCCUCACACUUAACAUUGCUCACCAGUGAGGGUAUUGUGUUCAUCUCCGACUUCUCUCCAUCCAAGCCUCCCUCUGGCCCUGGGAAAAAAGUGUACAUAUCCAGCCCACACUCCAGCCCAGCUCAUAACAAGCUGGCUGCAGCCACAGGUGCUCAAAAAGCACUUAAUAAAGUAAAAAUUUUAAUCACUCAAGAGAAACCUAGUGCUGAAUUCAUAACUCUCAAUGAUUGCCUUCAGUUGGCAUAUCUGCCUUCCAAGAGAGAUCACAUGUUGUUACUCUAUCCUCGAGAAAUUUUAAUCCUUGACCUUGAGGUGAAUCAGACAGUGGGUGUGAUUGCAAUAGAGCGAACAGGAGUUCCAUUUCUACAGGUAAUACCCUGCUUUCAGCGUGACGGUUUAUUUUGCCUACAUGAAAAUGGUUGUGUAACCUUACGUGUUCGAAGAUCUUAUAAUAGUAUUUGCAGCACUUCAGAUGAGGAGCUGGAUCCAGAUCCCGUCCAGGAGCUGACCUAUGACUUACGAAGCCAGUGUGAUGCAAUCAGGGUGACAAAAACUGUUCGUCCGUUCAGCAUGGUGUGCUGUCCUGUCAAUGAGAACGCAGCUGCCCUCAUAGUGAGUGACGGGAGGGUCAUGAUAUGGGAACUGAAGUCCACUGUUUGUAACCGCGGUUCCCGGAACAGUAGUUCUGGAGUGUCGCCUUUGUAUUCACCAGUGUCUUUCUGUGGAAUUCCUGUGGGAGUGUUACAGAAUAAACUCCCAGACCUUUCCUUAGAUAACAUGAUUGGGCAAAGUGCAAUUGCUGGAGAAGAACAUCCCAAAGGCUCCAUUUUGCAGGAAGUGCACCUCAAGUUCCUGCUGACAGGACUGCUGUCAGGACUGCCCCCACCACCGUUUGCUGUCCGUAUGUGCCCACCACUGACCACAAAAAACAUCCACAUGUAUCAGCCCCUGCUUGCUGUUGGCACAAGUAACGGCUCUGUCCUGGUGUACCAUCUCACCAGCGGGCUGCUGCACAAGGAGUUAAGUGUCCACUCCUGUGAAGUCAAAUCAAGUUACAUUGGUAUGGCUUCUCGUUUCUUAGAUGUUUUAUGUGCUAUUUCACCUUCUUUGAUGUUUACAAUUAAAGGUAGGAGCAUUGCUUUUCGCGGUGAACGUGGCAAUGACGAAUCGCCCAUCAAAAUGAUUAAAGUAUCUCAUUUGAAGCAGUAUUUGGCAGUUGUAUUCAAAGAUAAACCCCUGGAGUUAUGGGAUGUUAGGACUUGUACCCUCCUUAGAGAAAUGUCCAAAAACUUCCCUGCAAUAACUGCUUUGGAGUGGUCACCCUCUCACAACUUAAAGAGCCUGAGGAAGAAGCAGCUGGCUACCCGAGAGGCCAUGGCCCGCCAGACCGUGGUCUCCGAUGCAGAGCUGAGUGUCGCCGAGUCAUCUGUGAUCAGCUUGCUGCAGGAAGCAGAAAGUAAGUCUGAACUCAGUCAGAACAUCUCUGCCCGGGAGCAUUUUGUGUUUACUGAUAAUGACGGCCAGGUUUAUCAUCUCACUGUUGAAGGCAACUCGGUGAAAGAUAGCGCACGGAUUCCACCAGAUGGAAGUAUGGGCAGUAUUACUUGCAUCGCUUGGAAAGGUGAUACAUUAGUUCUUGGCGAUAUGGAUGGAAAUUUAAAUUUUUGGGAUUUGAAAGGCAGAGUAUCCAGAGGGAUACCUACACACCGAAGUUGGGUGAGGAAGAUUCGCUUUGCCCCUGGUAAAGGAAACCAAAAACUAAUAGCAAUGUACAAUGAUGGAGCUGAAGUAUGGGACACCAAAGAGGUUCAGAUGGUGAGCAGUUUAAGAAGUGGAAGAAAUGUGACCUUUCAGAUAUUGGAUGUGGACUGGUGUACAUCAGAUAAAGUGAUCUUGGCGUCGGAUGAUGGAUGCAUCAGAGUCCUGGAGAUGUCGAUGAAGUCCACAUGUUUUAGGAUGGAUGAACAAGAGUUAACCGAACCUGUGUGGUGCCCAUACCUCCUUGUUCCCAGGGCCUCCCUGGCCUUAAAAGCCUUCUUACUACACCAGCCUUGGAACGGUCAGUGUACUUUGGACAUUUCUCAAGUUGAUUAUCCAGAAAAUGAAGAAAUAAAGAAUCUCCUUCAAGAGCAGUUGAAUUCAUUGUCAAAUGACAUAAAGAAACUCUUGCUUGAUCCAGAAUUCACCCUCUUGCAGAGGUGCCUGCUUGUUUCAAGGCUUUACGGUGAUGAGUCGGAGCUACACUUCUGGACGGUGGCUGCCCACUACCUGCACAGCUUCUCCCAGGACAAGUCAGCCGCUCCUCGGGAAACUGUGAACAACCCCCUGGACAUAUGUUACGACAUACUCUGUGAAAACGCCUAUUUUCAGAAAUUUCAGCUGGAAAGGGUUAAUCUACAGGAAGUAAAACGGUCAACUUACGAUCACACAAGGAAAUGCACAGACCAGCUCCUCCUCUUGGGUCAGACGGACAGAGCCGUGCAGCUGCUGCUGGAGACAAGCGCAGACAACCAGCACUAUUACUGUGAUUCCCUGAAAGCCUGUUUGGUCACAACCGUCACCUCGUCAGGCCCUUCUCAGAGCACCAUUAAGCUGGUGGCAACUAACAUGAUUGCCAACGGCAAGUUGGCAGAGGGCGUGCAGUUGCUCUGCCUGAUCGACAAAGCUGCAGACGCUUGCCGCUACCUGCAGACCUAUGGCGAGUGGAACCGGGCAGCCUGGCUCGCAAAAGUUCGUUUGAACUCUGAAGAGUGUGCUGAUGUCUUGAAGCGGUGGGUUGAUCAUCUGUGCUCUCCACAAGUCAAUCAGAAGUCAAAGGCCCUCCUGGUCCUUCUCUCCCUGGGCUGUUUCUCCAGCGUGGCCGAGACGCUGCACAGCAUGAGGUACUUUGAUAGAGCUGCCUUGUUUGUGGAAGCCUGUCUGAAGUAUGGCACAAUGGAAGUCAAUGAAGAGACAGAGAAACUCAUCUUUGCUGUAUAUGCAGAUUAUGCCCGGAGUCUGAAGAACCUGGGUUUUAAACAGGGAGCUGUUCUUUUUGCUUCAAAAGCUGAAGCAGCUGGCAAAGAUUUAUUGAAUGAGCUUGAAUGCCCCAAGGAAGAACGCAUGGAUGAGUGACGGGCUGCUAUAUGCCAGGAGCGCCUUACCUUGGAAGCAGGGUGGGCAGUGGUUGGUCUGGCUGUGGUCCCAGUCUGAUGGAGGAGGCCGAGGCCAUCCCUUCGAGCACCUUCUCUGGCAGGGCCUGGCCAGCUACUUGUCCACCAUGUCCCUAAGGCCAUCUGUGCACAGUAGUACAUGAGCAUUUACAGCAUUAGAAUGAGCAUUUACAGCAUUAGAAGCAAGUCCUACAUCCUCUAUUUACUGCAGAGAAAAACGUGAACGCUUCAGAUUUGGAAGAUGUGUAACGUUUUAUACAUUUUAGAAGGAGAGCUUUGAGUCCUUGGAAAUACUUUUAAUUUUUUUAAAUUAAAAUUCAAGAGACUGAAUUGCUUUUCUCAUUGGUAAAUUUAAAGAUGUUUGAAAAAUCCUUAGUGAAAUAAGCUCGUGAGAGCUGUCGUCAGGUUGGCGCAGAUACAGGCAGGGCAGAAGUGCUUAGGAAAUGGUUGGCCCGAGCGUUCUGUUUCCUGACCUUGGAGACAGCACUGUUGAUACCGUGGGGAAGGCUCAUGGGCUCAAAGAGAGUUUUUAAGCUUUGUUUGGUUCCAGGAUGUGGGGUCUUUGAUAUUUUGGAUUUUAACCCCUUCUGCGACGUGUUACAGUAACCUCAUUUUCGAAGUCUCUCUUUGUGCUUUAAUUUCUUGUCUAGGUUCUCCCAGUAGCUGAAAUACAUGUGAUGUGACUAUUAUAAAUUAUUGCUAAGAAUUUAAAUGUAUAGAACUUACAGAGAUGACGAAUAAAAAGAUUCCAUCCGGGCCUUUGUGUUCUCUGUGUUGCUGUGUGUGUGAGUAGUCAGUCCACCUGCCCCUGCUCCAGGCUGUGCCUGCUGUAUCCAGAGAAGCCGAGCUGUAGCAAUUCAGGCACAGGGCAGCAGGACUCAAUACCAGGGAACGCUGGUCCCACAAGAUACGCCUCAGAAAACAAAUAGGUGACCAGCCAAAUGAGUCGGGUACACAAGGCAUUCUACAGCGUCCUCUGGAGAUUGACAAUGCACAUUAUUAACACAUUAAAGGCUCUGAGAAGU